AUGGCGGGCCUGAUGUUAAACGCAAGCAAGCUCUUUUCAUCAGAGGGCGACAACUUGGUUCAGGACACAGACUUGUAUGAUCAGGACAACUAUGCCGUCCCAGAUCCUGGGGUGCUCUCAGAAAAGAAUGACUUGGGUCUGAAGGAGGCACCACAGGACCUACAGCUCUUUACAAAUUCCCAGAGGUGGCGGAAAAUGACACUGCAUUCCCGUGCCCGGCAGCUGUGGCUAUACCUGCGUGCAUACCUCCAUGACAUUGUGGAAAAGGAGAAAAGAGCAGAGCUGCGGGUCACCCGAAUGACACAUGGGCUGGAGCCGCUGCGUCGUCUGGACGUGGCAGCUGGACUGCGCUCAGUAGCGCAGGACCCAGUGGGUGGACGCUUCCUGAUACUAGAUGGUGCAGGUUACCUGCAUCAGCAUACCAAGGAUGGCUGGGCGCAGGCAAAACUGGAGGCUCCAGUGGUGCUGAAUGGGCUAGUGACUGUGCCUGGCCCUCUGGGAGAAGUGGGCCGCUUUGUAGGCUGGGGCCCAGCUGGGCUGACCAUAUUAGGGCAAGACUUCCGCCCGCUCUGGGUGAGCAAGACACUGAAGGAGGAGCUUCUUUGUUGCUUACCAGUGCCCAGCCAGGGACUGUUGCUUGUGGCCCACGUGGGAGGCAGCGUGGAGCUUUGGAAGUUCCGUUCAGGUGGUCGCCGCCUGGUGUCCUGUGGCUCACCUUUGCAACCACCGCCAGGCUUGUCCGGCUCUCUCAAGCGGCUGGCUCUAGGGCCGGAAGCUGACCACUGCACCCGGCAUUGUUUCGCCGCCUAUGGCUCGGCGGUGCUCACUUUUGAUCUGGACUCCUGGACUCUAGUUAAUGUGUGCCAGGAUCUGCAUAAAACCAUCAUCUCAGACUUGGAGUACUGUGAGGAGGUGAAAGCCAUGGUGACAGCUUCCCGGGACAGUACCGUGAAGGUGUGGGAGGCUGACUGGCAGAUCCGCAUGGUAUUCGUGGGCCACACAGGCCCAGUGACGGCUAUGACAGUGAUCCGGAACAGCUCACUGGUAGUGUCUGCCUCACAGGAUGGGACGCUUCGCACAUGGGACCUGAGGGCCGCAGCUCAGGUGGGAGAGGUACCGCUGGGUUGCUGGAACCAAGACAUAUUCUCUGAGAGAGUGAGCCAUUUGCUAGCUCCUGCAGGUCCUGGCUGGCCGAUGCUCUCUCUGUGCUCCAAGAGCGUGGAGCUGUGGCGUGUGUGUAACAUCUAUUUGCCAUUAGCACAGCUAUCAGCGCCGGUGCUCCAUGUACAGGUGGCGCCCGCGCUCCCGGCACCAGUGGAGCCGGCUCUGCCCUCUCGCCUUGUUUGCGCCUGUGCGGAUGGGUCAGUCUACCUGGUGUCAGCUACUACAGGACGAACUGUGAGUUCACUGCUGCUGGAAGCGGAGGACUGUGCAGUUGGGGUGGUUUAUUGUUUGUCUCGAGAAGCGCUGUGGGUGUUGACGCGCUCAGGACACCUCGUGCGCGCCAAUGCAGCACGCUGCCCUAUGGUUGUAACACACCGCCGGAGUCCACUUCCACCUCCAGCCCCGCAGCCCUGCUGCCUACACCUCUACAGCCAUCUCACAGACCCCCGUAGCGCAUAUGCUUGCUGGCAGAUUGUGCACCAGAAUCAGGGCGACAUGCUCCGCAGUGCCAUUGCCUGGGCCUGGAAAAAUAAGAACAGGUUCUUACCAAUGAUGGGGUACUCAGACGGCACGCUGUCUGUACUGGAUUGGCGCACAUCACAGAUAAUCUUUUCUACAGAAGCACACAUGCCAGGUCCAGUGACUGCUAUUGGGUCCACCUGGAAUAGCAUAGUGACUUCAGGUGGCGACCUGACAGUAAAGAUGUGGCGUGUAUUCCCAUAUGCGGAGGAGUGUCUGAGUCUGCUACAUACCUUUAACUGUUGCCACCCGGCAGUAAUGCUUUGUACUCUGGGCAAGCGCAUCAUGGUAGGAUUUGAGGACCCGGAGAGCGCCACCUAUGGCCUGGUGCAGUUUGGCCUAGGUGACAAAAUGCGCUAUGACCACCGGCCACAGGACGACCCUAUGGACCACAUCACUGGCCUGUGCUGCUGCCCCACCCUCAAGCUAUAUGCCUGCUCCAGCCUGGACUGCACCAUCCGAAUCUGGACCUGGGAGAACCGCCUGCUACGGCUCCUGCAGCUGGAUGGUGCCCCCCAGGGCCUGGCCUUCUCCAACAACAGUGGAGACCUGGUACUCGCACUAGGUUCCCGCCUCUGCCUGGUGUCCCAUGAGCUCUACCUACCUACAUCCUAUCUGGUUAAGAAAUUCUGUCAGAGGGCCCCUGAAGUGGUGAAUGACCCUCCGCUGCCACUCACUGGCUGGAAGUCACUGACAUCCUCCCACCUGCAAAGGCUUGCCAGUCUACAAGGAGCAGCCAACCUCAGUGUGCCCUCGCCCUUCACCCAACAGCAGACAGCAAUGCGUCAGCAGCCAGUGUUAGAGGAGGACUUGAAGGAUAUCAUAGCCCGGGAUAAAGACCUUCAACAACUGAGACAAGGAACGGCGUUCCCAGCAGCUCGGCCCCAACUUUCCUGGAAGCUGCGCCAGGAAGCCUUUGACAACUACUUACAUCUGAUCUAUGGUUGUGACCUGCUGGACAUCAAAUCUGGAAGGGAAUCUCUGCAGUGGAGUGCUGCCGGCCCCACCACAGAGUCCCAGGACUCGGGGAUCCAGCCCAUAGCUGCCACCAGUGGUGGGCAGGUUACAUUUAGUGAAGAUGUUCAGCUAGUGGGCCCACCUUCAGCCCUCCAAACCCCAGGAGCCCCAGGCAGGCGCUUUGCCCGCCCUCCCCGAGUCUCCUUGCCUAUUCCACCCAUUCACCGGGUGGUGCAUAGCCAGGCAUCGCAGCUUCUAGCACGUUCCUCCCUGAGCGAUGAGCUGGGCCUUAGUUUGGAUCUGCAGGUGCAAUGUGAUCAGUUUGGAGGAGAGAUCACGGACCUGAGCACAUCACCUUACUACCUGAAGCAGAGGGUUCCCCUGUUGCGGCACAGAAGGCCCCAAGGGCCUCUCUCAAAUGUAGGGGGCUUCUUUCCUGCCACCAUAGGGCCCCACAAGCAACGCACUCAGUCCAUCCAUUUUCCUGGCUGUGUGCCCAACUCUGUGAUACUGCAGCAGAUGUGGUUGCAUGCAGAGGUCAGCCGCCUUGGCUCCCUAGCAGAACUCUCUACCCCGAGCCAACUCAAGGCAAGUAGUCGGGGUGACCAGUGGCUAAAGCGUCGAAAGCAUUCCACUGGCAGGUGGCGAAAGAAACUGAUGUACUGGCUUUAUAGGUCACGUAAGAAAGGGGAAGACGACAGUGACGAGGAGGAGGAGGAGGACGACGAGCUGGAGCUUGAAUGGGUCUCCUCUUCCCCAACUUCUGACGAGCAGCCAGAACCCUGGGAACCAGACACUCAAGUCUCCAAGAGCUUGGUCAAAAAACCUCACCGGGAAGUCUCCAAGUCCAAGACUCAGUUGGCUCUCCGCCAUCAUCACAGUGGGCGCUCACUCUGGGAAGAGCGCUAUGGGCAUUUGCCCAGGUUCCUCCAUUAUUUUGUUGUCCAGAACUGGUUCAAAAAGCUGUUCCCUAUCUUCACCCUGGAGGCCUAUCCAGAGAUGGGCACCAUAGAGGGCUUGGCCUCGAUGUUUGUGGACUUCCUGCCACAGGCUUCCUGGGCAGAACGAGUGAGUAUUCUAAAUGCCCUGAUGAGGCUGUUUCCUGAUAUAAGCAAUGAACUUCGCAGCCGGCUGCAGGCCAAGCUCUUGUACUUGCUCAACCAAGACCAGCCCCCUAGCCUCCUGGACAAGACGCAGAAGCAGUUUGUGAUGAUGGCGCUGCAGUUGCUCCUGGCCUGCAGCCUGGAGAGCCUUGAUGUGGUGUUGGAGAUCAUGUCCUUCUACCUCUAUGCUCCAGAAGACUGUCAGCAAGACCUCAAGAGUCUGCUGGCUAGGCUGGGCCUCCAGGACACACAGGGCAUCCUGUUCAAGAAGAUGACAGCCUGGGCUGAGAACUUCAACCUUGAGUCCAAGGCCACGAUACGUACACAAUGUCAUCAGAAGCUUGAGGAAAUUAUUCUCCAGAUGAAUAACUUGGAGCAGUCUAUAGCCAGUGUUUCUGUGGAGCCUCCCAGGGAUGUCUCCUCACAAGCCUCCCUUAUCUCUGGGGCACCCUGGCCUGCCUUGAGCACCUCUUGGAUACCCUCACGAGCAUCAGAACUGUCCUUGCGUAUUCAAGAGCUGAUGGUGCCUUCACCUGUGUCUUCCCUUGUGGGGCCUGUGGUAUCCACCCAAGAACUCCAGGCUGCAAGCACAAAGGUAUAUUCACACACCCGGCCAACCAAAAGAGUACUUGCCGAUGUACUGCUCUCCCUCACGUCUGAAGACCACUUGUGUGUCCCUGUGCCUUCUGCACUAAGAAGGGGGCCAUCGCCAUUGGAGGAAACACCACUACUGGAAGAAAAACCGCAACUGUUAGAAACAGAAUGGUCACGCUUUCAGAUAGUGGACCUGUUUCACAUUGAUGUGCUUAAUUUCUUCUGUGAGAAGCACCGGACACAGCAGCAGAGCUUGAUGGAGGAGGAGCACUUACAUGUCUCACCUCUAGGCCAGAUGGGGCCCAAUAUUGUGGUGCGGCCGCCCCGGGAACCCUGGCUCUAUCCCAUUCUUCGGCUGCAGGAGACCAAGGAACAAAGCUUUGGGAGGCUUCUCAGGGGCCACAGGCUGUACCGCCAGGGCCCAGCUCUUGAUGGCUCCCUCCGGGUGCUGAAGCUCCCCCUGCCACGAGUGGAGUUGCAGCCAUUUCCCCCGGGCUGGCCUGCACCCCCACGGGCUUUGCCCCCACUGCUCCUGCAGCCCACUCUGCAACGCUACUUUCUGCUCGAAGACACAAACCCAGACACCUAUAGUUGA
Molecule: messenger RNA, 4932 nt
Organism: Onychomys torridus (southern grasshopper mouse)
Lineage: Eukaryota; Metazoa; Chordata; Mammalia; Rodentia; Cricetidae
Gene: Wdr97
Product: WD repeat domain 97
Exons: 24
Coding region: 1-4932 (1643 amino acids)
Molecular function (GO): protein binding
Source: RefSeq, a predicted model, not a curated record